Ceratitis capitata (Mediterranean fruit fly) is the source of this 3751-nucleotide messenger RNA. RefSeq names its product mothers against decapentaplegic homolog 7 (gene Dad). The transcript is spliced from 8 exons. NCBI's taxonomy places the organism in Eukaryota, Metazoa, Arthropoda, Insecta, Diptera, Tephritidae. Gene Ontology annotation, molecular function: I-SMAD binding; transcription regulator inhibitor activity. Gene Ontology annotation, biological process: cell differentiation; SMAD protein signal transduction; regulation of transcription by RNA polymerase II. Gene Ontology annotation, cellular component: heteromeric SMAD protein complex. The record is from RefSeq and is a predicted model, not a curated record. Bases 766 to 2328 code for a protein of 520 amino acids.
UGCCUGCCGUAAGACAUGAUUGUGUUUAAGUGAUAUUGAUUAUUUAUUUUGCUGACAAAAUUCGAGUAAACAAAUGCAUUGAAUUGUGAAAAAGUUUAAUGCGAAAAAUGCUUAUAAUAUAAGAAAUGCGUAUAACAAGAUGUAUGAAUUCGGUGUACCAUUAGAGUUGAUGACUAUAUAUUAAUUAACGAUUCACAUAUUUACAUAAAGUUGAAGAUACGUUAUUGAUUCAAUCCGAAUGAAUUAAGUCAAAUGCAAUAAGUAAAAAUAAAGUGAAAUGUGAAAAUAUACAUAUGAUCUUUAACACAUCACUCAGCGAAAUAUGUUACAUAUGCUUUAAAUAAACAACUUUAAAGGAACGACACAUAUCAAAAAUAAUUGUUUAAGCAAAUAAUUUAGUCAAAGCAAACCAGUUUUUAAAAACUUCGAUAUCGAUAAUCUUGCAAUAAUAAUGCUGUUAUCAUGCAUUACAUAUCAUAAUUUACAAAUUGUCAACAAACCUCGCAAUUACAACAGUUUUAACAUAUCACAAAGGACUUCGCUGAAUUAUUCUAAAAAAUUAAUAAAUAAGAGUGCAAAAGAUUGAUAAAUUUGAAUUAGUUGAUUUUACCCUGGCUAUCAGCGAACUUGAUUUGAUUUGCAUUUUUAUUAAUUCUGAGCAUAAGUAUCAAGAGUAGCGAAUGUGUUACAAGUUACAGUUAGUAAAUUUUAUAAUGUUAAUAUAAUAAGUUAAAUAAAUGUUCCACAAACAUUUCAUGUCCCUCCAUGCUAUUUCGAAAGGACAAGGAACUAUGGCGUUAUGCGUCAAAAAACCUGUCAAGAAAUUUCGAUGGGAACAGCAAUCUGGAGUCGCAACAGUCACAUGUCCCACAACAACAAUAUCCUAUCCAAGUGAGUCGUCAAUACCAGCUCACGCAUCAAUGCCGGAAUUCAUUUUGCCAUACCGAGAAUACAUCGAGCACAUCCACAUCCAUUCUCGAAUAUUCUGGUUCGUCUACGGAAAUAAUAUACGAACCGAAAGGGAACGUUUCGGAAAGUGGUUGCAGUUGUGGAAAAAAUUUCGACGAUAUUUCCGUCGUUUACUGCGACCAAACUCAUCCACAAAGGAAGAAACAUCUGAGUUGCUCAAAGGAUCAUUUAGCGAUAAUAUCGCAGCGUUCCCUUCAAUCGAAUCUAGAGAAUCAAUUGAAAUCACCCAUCGAAAUGACAGAUGUGUCAACUGCUUCAACAACAACAAUAGGGACAUUUGCUGCAACCGUAAAUAUGAUAAGAAAUUGUUGUCGCUUCUCAACCGAUGGUCACUCGAACGAGAUGUUUUCAACAGCCUUCUAUCAAAACGAGAAGCAAGGCGCCAGUCAGUCAGCAACAGAUGUCAAACAGUUACAGAGAUACCAACAAAUGUUCCGAAAACUUAUGAAAAUGCUGAAUCGUCAGCAACAAGCCAAAUUACUGGAAGCGGUGAAAAGCAGAAAGGAGAUGUCGGUCCCUCAGGACUCAAACUGUAUUUUACUAAAACGAUGCUUAAUUUACAAAGAAGAGCCGUUUGUGAUUAUAUGUCGACUAUUCUUUUGGCCAAAUUUGCGAGAUGGAUCAGAAUUGAAACGCUUGCCGAUCUGUUCAAACGAACGUCACUCCAUAUAUGUUUGUUGCAACCCUUUACAUUGGUGUCGAGUUCUCGAAACAGACAUUGCCUCUCCGCCAUACCAAGAAAUGGAAAGAUCGUUUUUCGAAGAAGACUGCGCCAAAAUGUUAGCAAACGAAAAUACUUUAACCAAACCAGUCAGAACGACUGAUAGUCAAGAUCAACCCUCUUGGUGCCAAGUAGCAUACUGGGAGUUUAACGACCGCGUUGGCAAUCGUUGCUGUGUACAUAAACCGUUUGUGAAUAUUUAUGCUGAAGGAAAAAGCUGUAAUAAUGACAGUCAGGAUAUCUGUCUACGAAAUUUGGCUGCAAAUAAAAGUACACCAUCUCGAGUCGACGUUGAACGCACGCGACAAAAAAUUGGUUUAGGUGUAGUAUUAAGUCAGGAAUUUGAGGGAGUAUGGCUUUACAACCGCUCUAUGGCCCCUGUUUUCAUCCUAUCACCAACUUUAAAUAAAUGUUUGGAGUGCGUCUAUAAAGUGGCGCCAGGAGAUUGUUUAAAGGCUUUCGAUACGAAUAGGGCUCAAUCGCUUGUUCGUUACACGCAAUAUCCUACUGCUAAAUUAGGCCCGAUGAAUAUGCAUAGCAUAUGCAUUAGUUUCGUCAAAGGAUGGGGUAAACAUUACACACGGCAAGAUAUUAUGAAAUGUCCAUGUUGGCUGGAAAUUUCAUUUACGCAACGGUGACAUCGGAGAACAAAUUUAACUGGAGCUGCAUGACAAACACUAUUACGGCACAGUGCACUAUGUGUGAAUGGAAUUGUUUUUAUAACCAGAAAAAUAAAGCUAACAAGGAAAGUUAAGCUUAUGCAAAAUUUCUGGAGAUGCAAACACAGCGGAUUAAAACAUUUAUGUUUUGGGUUUUUAGUAACUGAUAAAAGAGGAUAUAUAAAGUUUUGAAUCACAUGAAUGUACAGAAUAUUAAAGCAACAACACUCGCUAACAACUUCGAUGGCCCAUGGUAAAAGCUCAUCUUUUAGAAUAUAAUAUUUUUAUUGUGACUGAGUUAAUCGCACAUGUUAUGUGCACAAUGUGCAAUCGCUAUUUCCAUAAACAAAAAUUCUCCAUAUUUGCAAACGUACAUUCCGCCAAAGGAUUCUCUGUAUUUCAUAAUAAAAUACAUGUACAUACACGUAUAUAAAGGACGGCCUGAAAAAGGUUUGAUUAAGAGUUUCGAUACCAGAAUCAAAUUGCAUUGCCCAAAAAGGUGACCAGGCAAAAUAUCGCCAAAUUACUAUAAAUCGAUGGUAAAUUUUAAUAUUUUUUGACAAAAAUAUUACUGUGUCUUUUGCAUCUUAGAAAUUUUGCGUUAGAAACAUUGCAAUAUUUGUAGGUAAUUACUUACAAAGGUAUUGCAAACCUACAUACAUGUAUACAACACGAAGAUGAAUAAGAGGAGGAAAACCCUGUGAUUCAAAAACUAAUAAUAGCUAAGAAUUAUUUGAGUUUGUUCUAUAUUAAUAAUUUGUAUUUUUAAAUCAAAUAACGUAACCAAUUAAAGAGAAAGAAAGCGUUUAACGCUAUUUGGUGCCUAUAUAAAAUUGAUAUAAACUAGUCUUAAGAACGGAUGUGUAACUUACUUUAUAUGCUUAUACAUACAUACACGUAUGUACAUAUGUAGUAUGUAUAUGAGAGUGAUACAAAAAUAAGCUUUUUCCCAAACUGACUAAUAUUUCCGAUUGGAUAUUAAAAAUUAUGGUGAACAUAUGAACCAUUAAUGUUAAUAUUAAUAUAGUACUCAUUGCACUUUUCUAUUUUAUAUAGGAAUAACUGGUACACUAACCUUCACCUUCUGAUAUUUAUAGUAACAUAACCGAGCAACAUACAAAAAUCAUUUAGCUAAUAUUACUGGUUCAGAAAUUACUCGAGUUAAAAUUUACCGCAAUUUGUAUCGCUUGGAAUGUACAUACUUGUACAUAGUAAUGACCUUAAUGAAAAUAGCUGACUGAAAGCGCUCGAACCGUGAUCGCAUCAACACACAAAAUGCGGUUCUUUUGAUUUUGUUCGACAGCUCAUGUAUCUUUUGAACCAGCAAACUUAAGGAAAAAUCAUAUCCGAUUUUUUUUGUAUGGUUUAAUUUUCUCAAAUAAUUUGGAAUAAAUAUCGGAAA